Messenger RNA from Fusarium vanettenii 77-13-4, 957 nucleotides. RefSeq lists its product as uncharacterized. Lineage: Eukaryota; Fungi; Ascomycota; Sordariomycetes; Hypocreales; Nectriaceae. The transcript has 3 exons. The coding region runs from base 94 to 834 and encodes 246 amino acids. The record is from RefSeq and is a predicted model, not a curated record.
AUUUCAUCAAUCUCAACUCCUUCAUCAACACUUUAUUUAUAAGUAUCGUACUAUCAUCAUCUAUCUAAGAUUAAACACUAUUCGUUACUCAAGAUGCCCCCAGUCCGCUCCGCCAAGAAGAACACGGCCGCCACCGAUGCAGCCCCUGUCGGCAAACGCCCUAGCACCAUGUGGCUCAAGCCCAUUCCCAAGGGAGACAAGGAAGCCUUCUUUAAGAGUAGCGAGCGUGACUGGGACGACAAGUACGAAGCCAAGAUCGGAACCGCGACUAAGAUCAUCAAGUUUGGAUCCGAAUUCAUCUUGACCGAUCGCCACGUCGAUGAGAUUUUGGCCCUUGGUCCUGGCGUCUGCGGAGGCCUUUGGCAAUUCAUCUUUGAAUACAAAGACGUCAGUUACGACGCGAAGAAUAGCGCCAAACUGACCACUCAGUCUGUCAUCCGUCUGGCCAAGGCAUGCCCCAAGCUCAGGAGAAUCGAGCUCCAAGCUGCAACCGAAGUCAAGGAGGAUGCCCUCCUCGCCUUGUUCGAGAACUGUCCCGCUCUCACGUACAUUGAGCUCAGCGCCCUUUCCCACGGAAACGACAUCACUGGAACGUCCCUUGAUGCCCUCCGGGAGAACCCGGAGUGGGCGCCCAAGCUCAAGACCCUCAUGCUUGGUGAAAAGGAUGACAAGAAGGAUUUCAUGAAGGCCAUGCGCGCCUUGGGCAAGGAAAGACAGGCCAUGACAAUCACCCUGAUCAGUCGACAAGAAGAGAAGAGGCCAUGUCUCGAAGAGGCAGGACGAGGCAGGACCUCUGUCAAAGUGCUUAUCCCUCUCGCGGGCGUGAUGGGAUAAGUUCAUUGUGUUACAAGGCAUUCUAGAAAUGCCGCCUAGUGUGUUAGAUACCCAUUGUGUUCGCUGAUACUGUGUCCGAUGCCUUCUUUUCAAAAGAAGGCGUCACUAUAAAUAUAUAAAAGC